Messenger RNA from Colius striatus (speckled mousebird), 1908 nucleotides. It is a transcript of the gene LRRC56, whose product is annotated as leucine rich repeat containing 56. NCBI's taxonomy places the organism in Eukaryota, Metazoa, Chordata, Aves, Coliiformes, Coliidae. The transcript is spliced from 12 exons. The record is from RefSeq and is a predicted model, not a curated record. Gene Ontology annotation, molecular function: protein binding.
AUGGACCUGGAGGGGAAUCCUGACAGAGUUUCUCAUCCAGCCUCAGCUGCAGUCCGGGUGACUGAUUUGAUUUGGCGAGGCUACCUAAAUCCCAGUCUGCUGAUUAAAGAUGAUGGAGAGCUACUCGUGGAUGAGUACCUGUCCCCCAGGAAACUGAAAGUUUUGACGGGGGUUGAUGAUCUGCUGCAAGUGAAGGUCCUUGAGAUGCAAGUAGAUACAAGAGAGAACAGCUUGGGGAACUUAGGUGCCUAUCUACCUAAUCUGAGAGAACUGAACUUGAACAAUAGCUUGCUCAUAUCUGUGAGGGAUCUUGGAACCACAUUGUCCCAUCUCCAGGUGCUGUGGAUGGCUUGCUGUGGGCUCUCAGAUUUAGAUGGGAUCUCUUCCUGUGGCUCUCUAAAAGAACUCUACAUUGCCUAUAAUAACAUUUCUGACCUGAGCCAGCUGACCUGGUUGGAGCACCUUGAGGUUUUGGACCUGGAAGGGAACAAUAUUGAGGACAUCAACCAGAUGCAGUACCUGGGACUUUGUUGCAAGCUGAGCCACUUGUCAGUGGAGGGCAACCUUAUUUGUCUGAAACCAACUGCAGAAUCCACAGAGGAACCAGAUUAUAAUUACAGAGCUGAAGUAAAAAAUCUCAUUCCUCACUUGAAGUAUUUGGGUGAAAUACCAGCAAGCCAGACGUCUCUUCCUUCCAAGAAGAUGCGUGAGAAUUGGCAAAUCAUCAAGGAAUCCAUCAAGGAAGGUGGUUUAGCUGGAAACAUCUCCUGGUUAGAGCCAUAUCUUGGGGCAGUAGCAGGGCAGCCUGGAUGCAGCCCAAGACUGCCCACAACUUCCAGACCUGGAGCUGCACAGUGUUCAGCUAAUGCAGGGCCAUCUAGCAGUGCCUCCCUGCUGCAUGGUGGCUGUCCUCUUCCAAAGCCCACUGUUUCUGAUGAGUCAGAAGAUGUCUACAGUGAUUUGACACAUGGACUUGGUCAAGUUAUGUGUGGGAACCCCACCAAGGCCCUUCAUGCCAGGAGGCAAAAGUUAGGUGUACCUGCAGUGAGCCCUUUGAAACCGUGCAGUUCUAGGAGAGAAAACCUUUAUGGCUCUGGAGGAGAAGAUCUGCUUCGGGAAGAUGUGUCCUCUGAACUAAGAGUGCAGAGAGAGCAGCACAAGAGGUGCCUGCAAACAGGUCAGCAAGGAAAAGCUGCCCAAGCGCUGAAGGUAACUCUUGGUGAUGAGGAAGAGGGUAAAGACUGCAGCCUGACUGACAGCUGUGAAGAUAAAUUGAGGGAGAGCUGUGAUGAGGACCUCAUUAAAAGGAUUUCACUUGAUUCUUCUUGCCAGUCCUGUGUCUCCCAGUCUUCCUCAGGUUCAUCGCAGGCUCAGGAGGGUGCAACAUCCUCGAACCUAAAUUGUUGUCUAAUUCCAUCUCCUCCAAAAGGCCCUUCACCUGCAUCUGUAAUGGGUGUUGCAGCAAAGCCCUGGAGAAUGAGGAACUACAGAAUAAGAACCCUAAAAAUACCCAGCCAAGAGGAGGACAGGCAGUGGACACAGUGAUGCCAGCCAAGGACUCAGCAAGAAACAUCAGCCCAGCGGCUGGGUGAGGCCCCUGCUGCCCUGCUUCAGCACAGCGUGGGGGCUGCCUGUGGGCCCCAGGGGCAGCGCCGGCCUCCCGGCAGCAUCCGCCCGCAAGGGCCUGCUCCAGCACCAGCAGCUGCAGGUCGGUCUCUUUUCCUCAGGCUCAUCAUGCACGAGAGCCCUCCUGAAGAGAUCACCCACCAGCAGCCAGCUGUCUGCUCACCCCUUCAAGCCUCCAAGAGGUUUGGACUGAUAAAUGCUGCAUGGCUCCUGACUGCCAAGGCCGUGCCGUACAGGCCCACUGCCUCAACAGCAUCUCAGAACACAGCUCCCGGGUGCUAG